AUGGUGAAUUAUAAAUUAGUUCCGAUUUUGAUUCUCUUUGCUGUUUGCAUCGUUUCUUCCAUUGCUGAAGAUCGAGACAUAUAUCUAGUUUUACUCGAAGGCGAGCCCGUUGCCUUCCAUGAAAAAACACAUCAUAAACAAGCAAAGAAGCCUCGCCUCAACAGUAAAGCAUCGAAGGGCCAUGCAAAAUUGUUGGUAGAGUCCCACGACCAAUUCCUGCAGAGCAAACUGGAAGCAGGAAGCUACAGCAAGCUCUACAGCUACAAACACAUCGUCAACGGCUUUGCCCUCCACACGACCCCUUCGCAAGCCGAGAAGUUCAAAGGCGCCCACGGAGUGAGGCUGGUGGAGAAGGACAAGGGAGCCAAGCUCAUGACAACCUACACCCCUGAUUUUCUAGGGUUAGACACGGUUUGGAGCCAGCAAGGAGGAGAGGGAAACGCAGGAGAUGGGAUUGUGAUAGGCUUUGUGGACUCCGGCAUAAACCCUAUCCACCCUAGCUUUGCCUAUGAUCCCUUGAAUCCAUGGAGCAGCAAUGCCACUAGGUUUUCUGGAUCGUGUGACGGAGGGCCUCUGUUUCCGAUGAGUUCUUGCAAUGGGAAGAUCGUUUCUGCGAGGUUCUUCGCGUCGGGGGCUCGGGCUGCUGCCACGCUGAAUCCUGCCGUUGAUCUUAUGUCGCCUUAUGAUGCGGUUGGCCAUGGCAGUCAUGUGGCGUCGACCGCUGCGGGGAAUCAUGGAGUUCCAGUGGUGGUGGAUGGCUUCUUCUACGGUCGGGCCUCUGGAAUGGCACCGCGUGCCAGGAUAGCCAUGUAUAAGGCCAUUUAUCCUACAGUGGGAACAUUAGCAGAUGUACUUGCUGCUAUUGACCAGGCAGUGUUGGAUGGAGUAGAUGUCCUAUCACUCUCAAUCGGACCCGACGGGCCACCAGACGACAGAGUUACGUUCCUAGGCGCAUUCGACAUAUUCAUGCUAUCAGCACGCAAGGCCGGGGUUUUUGUGGCUCAGGCUGUCGGCAACCAAGGCCCUGCUCCUUACUCCGUCGUCUCCUACAGCCCUUGGUCCUUUGGUGUGGCCGCCUCCAACACAGACAGAACUUACCCCGGCACUCUCAUCCUCGGAAACGGUAAAAAAAUCAGUGGCAUCGGAUUGUCAGGUGCUAGCUUUGGAUAUGGAUUGCUUCAAUAUAGGCUGGUGCUGGCUAAAGACGCGGUAAGGGCUAACGGCGCAUUUCCUAUGACUCCACAGUAUACGGAAGAGUGUCAAUACCCGGAAGCAUUGGAUCCUAUUAUGGUCUUAGGGAGUGUGGUUAUCUGCACAUUUUCAUCUGGUUUCUACAACGGAACGUCUAACCUCACGGCCGUUAUAGCAACUGCAAGGUCUCUCGGGUUCAUGGGAUUCGUGUUGGUUGCCAACCCGAGCUAUGGAGACUUUAUAGCAGAGCCUAUCCCCUUCUCUGUUCCUGGGAUCAUGAUCCCUAAAGCUAGUGAUGCACAGAUCGUAUCUCAAUAUUACGAACAACAAACGACGAGAGAUGGACAAGGGAAGGCAAUAAGAUACAAUGGCAGGGCAAGUAUAAGCGAGGGUAGAAAUGCUUCUUACACAGAGAGGGCGCCCGUUGUAAGCCGUUUCUCUUCCAGGGGACCCGAUUACACUGACCAGAAGAGGAGUCCGGCUGAUGUGCUUAAGCCCGAUAUUUUAGCCCCGGGCCACCAAAUUUGGGCUGCCUGGAGCCCCAUGAGUAUUAUGAACCCCAUCCUAUCUGGUGACAAUUUCGCGCUGAUAUCUGGAACGAGCAUGGCAACGCCACACAUAGCAGGCAUAGCAGCACUAAUCAAGCAGAACCACCCUUCGUGGACUCCAUCGAUGAUCGCCUCAGCCAUGUCCACCACGGCUACCAAGCAUGACAACCGCGGUGAUCCCAUAAUGGCGGAAGGCUUUGCUGCCAACACGGUGUACCCUGCUGCACCAUUUGGAUUCGGGUCCGGCCUCGUUGACCCCCCUCGCGCCCUAGACCCUGGACUUGUGUUUGCUGCCGGAUUUGAAGACUACCUCACUUUUCUGUGCUCUCUUCCGGAUGCUGAUCCGGAGAAAGUCAGAAUUGCGACUGGAGGGACGUGUCCCGGCUCUCUCAGCAACCCGUCCGACCUAAACCAGCCUUCGUUGACUAUAACCGCGCUUUCUGGGGCGCGAGUAACGCGCAGGAUAGUGAAGAAUGCGGCGAGCAAGCCAGCUAUAUAUAUAUAA
Messenger RNA from Salvia hispanica, 2244 nucleotides. RefSeq names its product PA-domain containing subtilase family protein (gene ALE1). Gene Ontology annotation, molecular function: serine-type endopeptidase activity. Gene Ontology annotation, biological process: proteolysis. Lineage: Eukaryota; Viridiplantae; Streptophyta; Magnoliopsida; Lamiales; Lamiaceae. The record is from RefSeq and is a predicted model, not a curated record.